Messenger RNA from Pseudoliparis swirei, 4227 nucleotides. It is a transcript of the gene cnnm2b, whose product is annotated as cyclin and CBS domain divalent metal cation transport mediator 2b. Gene Ontology annotation, cellular component: plasma membrane. Gene Ontology annotation, molecular function: magnesium ion transmembrane transporter activity. The record is from RefSeq and is a predicted model, not a curated record. The transcript is spliced from 9 exons. Bases 378 to 3047 code for a protein of 889 amino acids. Gene Ontology annotation, biological process: magnesium ion homeostasis; transport. Lineage: Eukaryota; Metazoa; Chordata; Actinopteri; Perciformes; Liparidae.
CUCAUUGCAAUCAUGUACAAUCACGUUAUCUCCUGUAAUUGUAGAUGUAUGUUUUUAAAAAGUCAGCAGCGCCUCGACCGUCUCUUAACAUGAGGUGCACUUGUUUUGGAAUUUGAUUCGCCGAGGAGGCUGCGCGCGCCCCGCCCCCUCCCCAACGGCCUCUGCUGAUUGGCCGCCGCCGUCGCCUGUCACCGGGACAUCAGGGGAGGCACGAGUUGGCCCAUAAGCCUCCGCUCGCGAGUCAUCAGUGUCAGACACGUAGUGGGAACGAGCAGGUCCCGAUGCACAAGUCACGGCAACCCUCGUCGGAGAUGAAGGCGGACUCCGACUGGCUCUGAUUUUUAAAAGCCCUUUUCAUUCAGGAGGUUUGGUUGCCAAUGGUUAUCGAUAUGGCAGAGCCGUUAUCCCAAGCGACCACCGCUGCAAAAAUGGCGUCACUUAACCGGGUCCGAGUUUUGGCGAUGAUUUUCUUAACUGUCACCGGCUGUUGUGUCACCCCGACGAGUGGCAAGGAAGGGUCCGAGGAGACCGUCAUCAUAGGGCUCCGACUGGAGGACACGGACGACAUUUCCUUCAUGGAUAGGGGCUACCUGCGGGUGAGUGAGCGCUCUCGGGUGAAAUUACGGGUGUACGGGCUGAACAUCAACAACGAGACCUGGUCCAAAAUCUCUUUCACGGAGCACGAGCGGAGCCGGACGGUUGGGAGCCGUGACAGCUCCUCGGGGGAUAACCAGAGCCAAGAGGACUCGUCGUCGGGCUCGCAUCCCUGCGGCAUUAGGACUUCGGAUAUAAUCAUAUUGCCCAGUAUCAUCCUGAAUCGAAAGACGACGGGAAUAGUGGAAAUUGAGGUCAAACCGCUUCGAAAAACCGAGAGGAGUAAGUCGUAUUACCUUUGCAUCGCCACCGCGUCACCGGCCUCGGGCGGGAUGAACGACCCGUGGACCGAGAACACCUGGAUCUACCACGAUGGCGACGACACCAAAGUGAUCGUGGUGGAGGAGAAAAAGUUUCUGUUGCCCUUCUGGCUCCAGGUCAUCUUCAUCUCCAUGUUGCUGUGCCUGUCCGGUAUGUUCAGCGGGUUGAACCUGGGGCUCAUGGCUCUGGACCCCAUGGAGCUCCAGAUAGUCCAGAACUGCGGCACGGAAAAGGAGAAGAAUUACGCCAAGAAAAUCGAGCCGGUCCGGAGCCAAGGGAAUUACUUGCUUUGCUCGCUCCUGCUCGGCAACGUGUUGGCGAACACCACGCUGACCAUCCUGCUGGAUGAUAUCGCCGGUUCGGGGUUGAUCGCGGUGGUCAUGUCCACCAUUGGAAUAGUCAUUUUUGGGGAAAUCGUGCCCCAGGCCAUCUGCUCCAGACACGGCCUCGCCGUCGGGGCCAACACUAUCUUCCUCACCAAGUUCUUCAUGCUGCUCACUUUCCCCGCCUCCUACCCGGUGAGCAAGCUGCUCGACUACCUCCUGGGCCAGGAGAUCGGAACCGUGUACAACCGGGAGAAGCUUCUGGAGAUGCUGCGCGUCACGGACCCUUACAACGACCUGGUGAAGGAGGAGCUGAACAUCAUCCAGGGCGCGCUGGAGCUCAGGACGAAGACCGUGGAGGGCGUGAUGACGCCGCUGAGCGAUUGCUUCAUGAUCCCCGGGGAUGGCACCCUGGACUUCAACACCAUGUCCGAGAUCAUGAAGAGCGGCUACACGCGCAUCCCCGUCUUUGAGGGCGAGAGGUCCAACAUAGUAGAUCUGCUCUUUGUCAAGGACCUGGCGUUUGUGGACCCGGAUGAUUGCACCACUCUCAAAACCAUCACAAAGUUUUACAGCCACCCCUUGCAUUUUGUGUUCAAUGACACCAAGUUGGAUGCAAUGCUGGAGGAGUUUAAAAAAGUCGUGUUGCUCUUUCCCCUCCGUCCUUCUCUCUCUCUCUCUCUGAUUUGUGAAUGCAUUAGGACAUGUGGGAAUGGUGCAACGGCGGUGCUGAGGUUAUCAGGAAAAUCCCACCUGGCCAUAAUUCAGAGGGUGAACAACGAGGGCGAGGGAGACCCUUUCUACGAGGUUCUGGGUAUCGUCACCCUGGAGGACGUUAUUGAAGAAAUCAUCAAGUCAGAGAUCCUGGACGAGACGGACUUGUACACCGACAACAAGACCAAGAAGAAAAUCACCCAUCGGGAAAGGAAGCAGGAUUUCUCGGCCUUCAAGCAGACCGACAAUGAAAUGAAGGUUAAAAUAUCACCUCAGCUUCUGCUGGCUACCUUGCGUUUCCUAGCAACAGAGGUCGAGCCGUUCACACCGCUGCAAAUGUCCGAGAAGAUUCUGCUUCGCCUGCUGAAGCACACGCACGUCAUCCAGGAGCUGAAGUACGACGAGAAGAACAAGCGGGCGGCGGAGCACUACCUCUUCCACAGGAACAAGCCCGUGGAUUACUUCAUCCUCAUAAUGCAGGGGAAAGUGGAGGUGGAGGCGGGAAAAGAGGGGAUGAAGUUUGAAGCGGGUCCAUUCUCCUUCUAUGGGAUGAUGGCUUUGACAGCCUCGCCAGUCCCUCUGUCCCUGUCCCGUACAUUCGUGGUCAGUAGAGCUGAAUCACCAGCAGGAUCUCCAGAAAACAAGUCUCCUCCGAGGCCGUUUGGACUCAACCACUCCGACUCUCUGAACCGGAGCGAUCGUAUAGACGCCAUCACGCCAACUCUCGGCAGCAGCAACAACCAGCUCAACUCCUUCCUGCCGAUCUACGUACCUGACUACUCCGUCAGAGCGCGCACAGACCUGCAGUAUGUAAAGGUAACACGGCAACAGUACCAGAACGCCGUCCUGGUGUCACGGAUGGACAAAACACCCCAAUCCACAGACAGUGAGUUCACUAAGAUCGAGCUCACGCCGACGGAGCUCCACGACGGAGUGGAGCCCCCCGCUGUGGUCGUGGUCUCCAGCACCGCCACGGACACCGCCGCCCCGGCGGUGUCCGUGGCCAACGAGACGUCCCACCUGCUCAACCAGCAGCAGAACUGUGUGGGCCUCAGCAGGAGCAACCACAGCGCCCACAACGAGGGACCCAUCUAGCCACCGCCGAGCCCCGGCGGAGACCCCCACCCCCCCACAAGACCCUCCACCCUGUCUCAUGGACACACACACGGAGAGGUGGCGUAGACGGAGACGAGGGAAAGUGUGGGGGAAGCGGCGGAGGCGAGUGGAGUGAGGGUUCUGCUCCAAAACCGGUACCCCCUCCCCCCCAAGUUAGCCAGUGAGACCCUUUCGCGGAGGGACAGUGAGUGGGGAAGACGGGUACUGCGCGUCACCCUGAACGCCCCCCACCUGAACGUCGUCAGAAUCCCCCGCUCCACUACGCCCUCUUACAGCUCAGUCGAAUGUUGAUCCCAUCAACGAGGACUCAAACCCAAACAAGCAGAGCGGCUGGUGAAAGACUGCGCCACCAAAUACCGCUUUGGAAGAAACCGCUAAACCACGAACCAAGAAUGUUUUCCUGUAUUUAUUUAUUUUAUAAUAUUGUAUGUACAUAUGUAGGCGUGGAGACAUGAUAUGACAUGAACUGGCACACCAGCAUGCACGAGCAUGUACACGGAAGGCGUGCGUGGGGGCACGCGUGUCAUAUCAACACAAAAGGACAUGCUACAUAUAUGGAGACGAACAUCCGUUCAUGUAUAUGAGGAGGUGAGGGUCUUUUACAGAUACAGUAUGUAUAUUACAGAUCUUGUUAUUUUUACUAUUAUCCUAAAUCAGGCUUAUGGUACACUAUCUUUUUCACCUUAAAACAAUCACACUAUUGCCUUUAAGAGAAAUCAUAUUAUUAAUUAUUUUAACAAAGUGCGAUGAACAGCAAUUUAUUUAAGAGAUGAUUAUGAAUUUUUAAAAAGAAUCACUGUAUUAUAAAUUGACAGAUAUAUUUGUAUGUAUAUGUACAUUUCUUUUUUUGUUUUGAAUAAUGCUAAACUGCAGCCAUCCACAAGUAAAAUUGUCCUUAGUCAGUCACUCUUUUUCUCUUUCAUGUUUUUGCAUCAUUUGACCUCAAACAUAUGUCUUUAUGUUCAUAUGGGAGUAAUGCUGCCUAGACUUUAAGUGCCAUACCUAUGCAUGUGGAGGUUGUGUGUCUUAUUUUUUUUUGCCAAUUUUUACGCAUAGUCAAACUUGAUAAUUGCACAGUAUUAAUGACCUCAUCUAACAUGUUGAGCAUCAUCAACGUCACAAAGAGUAACCUCGACAUUAAACGUGUCCACGAAUGAUA